Molecule: messenger RNA, 1572 nt
Organism: Parnassius apollo (apollo)
Lineage: Eukaryota; Metazoa; Arthropoda; Insecta; Lepidoptera; Papilionidae
Source: the annotation of a GenBank genome assembly
AUGAAAUAUAUCGGUGUUACAAAUCACCUAAAAAAGUGCACUAAAGUGAUUAGUAUCAAACGUGAUCAUUCAACUACUACCAAUGAAAAAUUACAAAGUGUCGUGGGACUUGAAGUGCAUGCUCAGUUAAAUACGCAAUCAAAGUUAUUUUCUGGCGCUCAAAAUACAUUUGGUGGUUUGGUUAAUAAUUGUGUGUCAUUAUUUGAUGCUGCUAUACCUGGUACAUUACCAGUUUUAAAUAGAAAAUGCGUUGAGCUUGGUAUAUUGACAGCUUUAGCGCUUUCUUGUAAAGUGAAUGAAGUGUCAAGUUUUGAUAGAAAACAUUACUUUUAUGCCGACUUACCAGCUGGUUAUCAAAUAACACAGCAGAGAGCUCCAUUAGCUAGCGAUGGCGUAAUUAAUUUUCAGGUAUUCACACCAGGUGUCCACAAAAAGCCAUACAAUAAGAGUUCAAAAAUUAAGCAAAUUCAGCUAGAGCAGGACAGUGGUAAAUCACUGCAUGAUAGUGAUUUAAAGAGGAGUCUUGUUGAUCUUAAUAGAGCAGGAGCACCACUAAUUGAGCUCGUGUUUGAACCUGACUUAGAGGAUGGUGAGGAGGCGGCAGCAUUGGUUAAGGAACUUUUGUUAAUUGUGCAGAGGUUGGGCGCCUGCACCGGCCGUAUGGAAGAGGGCGCUCUUAGAGUCGAUGCCAAUGUCUCUCUAAGACGUUAUGGAGAACCUCUUUCUACAAGAACUGAAAUUAAAAACAUCGGUUCAGUUCGUGGUGUUGCAGGUGCUAUUCGUCAUGAAAUCGAGCGACAACGAUCCGUGUUGGAAAAUGGUGGCAAAAUUAUAAAUGAAACCCGAUCUUGGGAUGCCGUUAACAAAGUCACCGUGGCUAUGCGAGACAAAGAAGUUGUUCAGGAUUAUAGAUAUAUGCCCGAGCCUAAUCUACCACCACUACGCGUUAAUUUAUACACGAGGGAAGAGACGCAAGACGUUCUUAGCGUUCCUCUAAUAAAAGAUCGAAUACCGGAACUCCCCGAAGAUUCUAGAAAGAAACUCAUUGAACAAUUUUCUUUACGACCAGAAGUUGCUAUUCAACUAGUCAACGAACCUGUUCUAUUGAAUUACUUUCACGAAUUAACAUUAGGAAACACUAGAAGCCCUACUAAAGUAGCAAAUCUUUUACUAAAUGAUCUCUUAACUGUACUUAACAAAAGAAAGUUUGAUGUUGAAGAUUGUGUCAUAACUAUUAGACAAAUAAGAGAACUAACUGACAUGCUCCUAAACAAACAUAUUAAUUUGGACAUAUGUCGGAAAGUUCUAGACGAACUUCUCGAUAGUGCCAAUAACACAUCACCUUUAGAUAUUAUAACAAAAAAGGAAUGGUCUAUAGUUACAGAUGAAGAAGAAAUAACUAAGCGUUGCACAGAAGUCAUAGAGAACAAUCCAAAGCUAGUAAAACAAUAUAAAGACGGAAAAGUUAAAGUAUUUAAAGCAUUAUUAGGGAUUUUAGCUAAAAAUACGUCUAAUAAGAUUGAUAUGUCAAUUGCGGCUGCAAAAAUGGAGGAAAUUUUAAAAAAAUUAUAA